Coregonus sp. 'balchen' is the source of this 34997-nucleotide messenger RNA. The record is from the annotation of a GenBank genome assembly. Lineage: Eukaryota; Metazoa; Chordata; Actinopteri; Salmoniformes; Salmonidae.
AUGGGACUCUCCCUCAGAGUUAGCGACAGGCUCAGCAGCACUAGACGUUACAGUGACAAACCAGUGGUGGAGCAGGCCUGCACCCAGAGCCUUCUCACCCCCUGUAGGACGUCACCACCACCACAGGACCAGCAGCACACAGUAAGUAGCUUGACUCACUUGACUUAAGCCCUUGGGUCCUGUAAGGAGCAUAGGCCAUUGGCCACAAAGUACAUUUGGGGUCGGGGGAAAUUAAAAACAGCAUUGCCUUCACUUUAGUCAAGAUAGAAUGACAGAUAUUACAAGUCAGCAGAGCUGCACUUGAAAAUAAAAUAUAAAAUUUGUGUGCCGGAAUAACUUGAUAGAUGGGAUCAGCCUGAUGUUAUACUAACUGUAAGUCGCUCUGGAUAAGAGCGUCUGCUAAAUGACCCAAAUGUAAAUGUUAUAGUUAUUGCUCUUCAAGGUGACCAUUUUGAUCUGCCUGUCAGUCAGUUUCCACUCAGUAUUCAGUAAAAAAAAAACUAAAAUAGCACUGCACACUGCAGAACAAAAAAACCAUACAUUUUGUUAUUGGAGAGAGCAUGUAAAGGUUUGAAGAUGGGUGUGAGAGGAGCAGGGUUGGAGUAACGGAUGACAUGUAAUCUGAUUACAAAAAAACGAAUUAAUCAGUAACGUUACCAGCUAAAAUAUUGUAAUCAGAUUAGAUACUUUUGAAAAACUAGAUGACUUCUUGGAUUACGUUUAAAUUCCGAAAGGAUGUUUGCGAAGAAAUGCAUUUUGACACCUUUCGGUUUCUCAGUGACAUUCAAUUCAGCAUUGAAAACAGGAGUAGGUUCUUUUAUUUGUUCCACCGGAGCGGGUCUGACCACAAGUCAGAGACCACUAUGAUGACACACCGAAUGCGUUUGAUGGAUCCUUUCCAAAAAGCCGGUAUGAUACAUUUUGCAUCAUACCUGCUAUAUUUCUGUAUUUUGGAAGUUCUAUAUCUUGAAAAUUGUAUUGCUUAUAUGCAAAACAUUUUGGGACUAUAUCAACAAUGGACUAAUGAAAUAAAUUAAGGGGAAGUAAUCCGAAAGUAAUCCGAUUUACGUUACGGAGUUUGUGUAAUCCAAAAGUUACGUUACUGAAUCCAAUUUUGGACAGGUAAGGUGCUGUUUUCAAGGGAUUGUUAAAUAUAUUUGAACUAUUUAGUUGUAAUAUCAUCACCUCUUGAAGAGCAUAGUCAGACCUACACAUUUCCAAUUAUUCCACAUUUAGCUCUAUCAGAGUUAUACAGCAAGGAACUGCAUGCUUUUCAUGAUCAGUAAACAUCAAUUGAUCAUCUAAUUUCCGAUAUGUGAGGGUAGCCUCACAAUAUCUCUCAAUAUUGGCCACCAUUAAUUGGAUAUUUGAGUGAUAUAAAAUAAGUGAAAUAUACUUGACAAGUAUGUGGUUUUAGGUUAAUUUCCCAUCCUUUGUGGGCUCUGCCUGUCAAGCAGCAGAAGGGCGAAUUUGCCGAUGUACUGUUAUCUGAUAAUAUUUACUUUGCUAGCUACCUGAUCAUGUUUACUUUGCAAGUUACCUGAUAAUGUUUACUUUGCAAGCUACCGUUAUAAACAGUUGGCUAUACAUAUAGUGAUAGGUAGACCUAAUGUAGGCUACUUUUUUCUCCAACCAACGUAGGCCUACCUAGCGGAGUUGGCUAGCAUUUUCCCCUUUUCAACAUUGUUAAUAAGUGUUUAAUCACGAUUGCUGCUGACAGACAUGAUAGGCUACAUUGAUUGAUGGACCACGUCAAAUUGGCUAGCUAGCUAAUAACAGAUCACAUCGAUAUGGCUAGCUAGCUAACAACAGAUCACGUGAAUAUGGCUAGUUAACAAGCAAACUUCCAGGGGAUAAACUAGAUGGCUAUAUCCGAAUAUUGUUUGAUUUGUUUGCCAUAUAUAGUAGGGUUGGGCGGUUUCCAGAUUUUCAUAUCCUCAUACUGUCCUCCUCUCCCACCGGGAUAUACGGUAUUAUCGGUUUAGUACACAAGGGGGCGCCAAAAACGCACAAAAAAAACAUUGGCCGUCUAUCAGAAUGAUAACAAAAUUAGCACAAGUAACAACGAAUUUCCAUGGAGGCUGCUAGCUAAAUAUGCUAAUGAGUGCAAACUAAAAUAAACGAAUUGUGAAGGCAGGCAAUCCAGCUCAUAAAGUUAUACAUAUUUAGGUAGGAGCUACAGAAUGUCAUUUUUGUUGAGUUUGGACAUUUACAUGUGAAUGAGAGACAUUGUGCAAAUGAACACAGUUUUGACUAAUGCUUGUUUGAAGGAAGAACAGUACUGUUUACACACUGUGUCUGUGUGGAGUCACAAGAGCAAUGGACCUGCCUGCUCUGCUCGGAGAAGAUAGGAGCAGAGCAGAUGGGCCCAGAACAGAGAGGAGAAAACACAAAGGAAUCAAGCUGCAGUGGCAGCUGGAUACAGAUAACUCAUGCAAAGGGUUUUGACUUCUCAAACAUGGCAGAAAGCUAACACAAUAUGAUGCCCCGUGACGUUAUUAAUUCAGCCACGUACUUACAUAACGAGCAAGUUAAACUUAGGGGUCGCCCUAAUGCAGAAUUCUUCGUUUUUCACGCAGGAAAAAAAUAUGAAACUCAUAAGAAAUAUCUUCCUGUGUUUUGUAAACGCAGAUCUAAAAAGCUUCUUAUGGUAAUUUCUGCUUAUAGUUUUUUUUUAAAUAAAAAUGCCUUUUUCAUUGUAAGUUCAUUUACUUGUAUGGCUGCCAGCCAAAUAGUGUUGCACUUCUGUCGUCAUCUGAUGACAAUCAAACUAUUUUCUGCCUAAUGUGUUGCGCUAAUGUAUUUAAUGUGAAGGAAAACUAUAGUUGCAUGUUCUGAUGACUAUUGAAGAAAAACAGUUGACAGGGGUCGCGUUUUAUAUUGAAAGUCAAUACACAGCUGGACUCACCUGCUCCCGCUUUCUCCCAUUGUGCUAUUUACAAGAAACACUGUCUCGCUAGAUACAUGCCAAAUGGAUAGGCUACCCUCACGUAUCUGAAAUUACACGAUCAAUUGAUACACUUACUGAUCAUGAAAAGCAUGCAGUUACUUGCUGUAUAACUCUGAUGAUGAAGCUAAAUGUGGAAUACUGGGACAUUUGUAGUUCUGACUAUGCUCUUCAAGAGGUGACGAUAUUUCAACCAAAUAGUUACAUUUAUUUAAUAAUCCCUUAAACGGCACAUAGUUGUCAAUGGUUUAGCGGAGCUGGUGGUCUCCUUUACCCCCAGCAGCCAAAUCGAACGUUCUGUACCGUAUUGUGACGUUUUAUUCAUAACGACCUAUAGAGCGGCCAAUAGAGUCAUGGAGUCAUUCCACUCGUUGGAACAUUCUGGAAUCCAGGGUGUCAGUGCUAUUUUUCUAUAGCCACAAGCUCUCUCCUCCAAUAGCACUGUCUGUCUCACAGGCUCUUUCUCAAUGUGUCUUUCUGUGAUUCCUCUAUCUUCCAAAUGAAUUGGUCCCUCCCAGUGUUUCCGCUGCACUCAUUUUGCUGUGGUGCUGCGCCACGGCAAAAUUAUUGCCGCCACGCAACAAAAAAAAGAUGGAACAUGAAAACAAUAUUUCUGCUGAAGCGCAUUUUGAAGAUGCUACAACAUUCCACAUGUACUUUUCCUCAGCAAACAAAACGAGUAAUUAAUAGAAAAAUCUAACAACCCCAUAGUAGAAUAGUUGAUCUAUUUACCUAGUCGGCUUGUUGUGUUCUAUUUGCUCGAUAAAUAUUACUCUCGUGGCGCAUUCAUGUUAUAAGUGCCACAGGAAGGGAAACAUGCAUUCUGAGAAGCAGUCAAUGCACAACAAUUAUUGCAAUCGCGAAAACAGCAGUUUUAAUGGCUUUUGUUAAAGGAGGGGAAUCCCAGUUUUCCAUAUCUACUUUAUUUCUCAACUCUAUUUUAAAACCGGGUUUUUUAGCAGAAGCAUGGUUAAGCACGUUAAUGCUCUGCAAUUAGCAGCAAGUGCAUAGGGGAGAGUGGGGCUAAAUGUAACACCGGUCAAUUGUAGGGUGACUUGGGGUAAAACGCCUCACUACCUCAAAAUCAUUUCUUUGGAAUGACUUAAAAAAUUGUGAUGAGACAGAUCAUAUUUUUGGUUGAGCAAGAGUAGUGGAAACCAGGAAAAGUGUUGGGGGGAAAAUUGUGACAUGAAGUGGUUUCUGUGAGAUGUACAGGCAGUGGGCUUUUUACCCAGAGUGGUGAGUUACCCUAACAGGUAGGCAUACAUUAUAUUCAGUGUUUAUGCAAGUUUUUUGUGACAUAAAAUUCAUCAAUAUGAUAAUAACUAGUUAAAAGAUGACAUUUGAGAUCUGGCUAAUGAUUAGCCCAAUAGGGUAAAUGCAGAUAGGCAACCCCAUGCUUCAGCCUAUUUAUUUGCACUUUGCUGCAUCAGUUGGGCUAAAGGUGAUAAUGUUUAUUGCUAAUAGCAUUCAUGAUAAUAGGCUAUACACUGUACAUGGCCCAAUAUGUUAAAAUAAUUGUAAUAAAUCAUUUUACCAUUUUCUGAAGGUGGGCUAAUUUCUGGAGGUGGAAAUUCUAUUUUAGAUGGUGUCAGCAUACUUAUUUUAAUUCAUUUUGGAGUAGAAUGUCCCCCCCCCCCCCCUCAACCCCCCCUCCGCAACCUCCCCCCCCCCCCCACUGCUACACAUUUUCCCAGAGGAAACACUGGUCCCUACCCUCUGACCUUCUCCUCCAAUGCAUUUUGAGAAGGAGGCAAGGAGGACGGACAUGAGGAAUUGAGAAAAGACACAUUUCCAAACUUGAACCUUCUCCCCCAUCGGGUUUGAGAAGGAAUCAAGGAAAGACUAAUUGAGACGGAGCCACAGUGUUAAUAUGUCAGGGACUGAAUCAGAUGGGGCCUCUCAACCUCUAAUUAAGUCAUUAAUCACAGUUCUCAUAAACCAGAUGUCUCCUUCCCUAACCCUCCCCUCUUCUCUAUGAUGUCUCCUUCCCUAACCCUCCCCUUCUCUAUGAUGUCUCCUUCCCUAACCCUCCCCCUCUUCUCUAUGAUGUCUCCUUCCCUAACCCUCCCCUCCUUCUCUAUGAUGUCUCCUUCCCUAACCCUCCCCUCUUCUCUAUGAUGUCUCCUUCCCUAACCUUCCCCUUCUCUAUGAUGUCUCCCCUAACCCUCCCCUCUCUCUAUGAUGUCUCCUUCCCUAACCCUCCCUCUUCUCUAGAUGUCUCCUUCCCUCCUACCCUCCUCUUUUAUGGUCUCUUCCCUAACCCUCCCCUCUUCUCUAUGAUGUCUCCUUCCCUAACCCUCCCCUCUUCUCUAUGAUGUCUCCUUCCCUAACCCUCCCCUCUUCUCUAUGAUGUCUCCUUCCCUAACCCUCCCUCUUCCUCUAUGAUGUCUCCUUCCCUAACCUCCCCCUCCUCUCUAUGAUGUCUCCUUCCCCUCCCCUCUCUCCUCUAUGAUGUCUCCUUCCCAACCCCUCCCUCUUCUCCUCCUAACCCUCCUUUCCAUAUGCUCCUCUCCUAACCUCCUAUUCUCUAUCUCUCCUUCCUCUAAGUCCCUUCCUAUAUUCCCCUUCCUAAGAGUCCUCUUCCUAACCCUUCCACCUCCACUUUCUCUGAUGUCUCCUUCCCUACCUCCCCACUCUCUAUGAUGUCUCCUUCCCUAACCUCCCUCUCCUUCCUCUCCUACCUCUCUCUAUGAUGUCUCCUUCCCUAACCCUCCCCUCUUCUCCUCUCUGAUGUCUCCUUCAACCCUCCCCUCCUGAAUCUUCUCCUUAACCCCUCCCUCUCCUAAUUCUCCUCCUACCCCUCUUCUCUCAUAUGUCUCCUUCCCUAACCUCCCCUCUUCAAUCUUUUCUAUAUCUCCUUCCUACCCUCCCUAACUCCUCUUGAUGUCUCCUUCCCUACCUCCCUCCUCCCAUAUCUUCCUCUAUGAUGCUCUCCCUCUUCCCUCUAUAUCUCCUCCUAUACUCCUCCUUCUCCUCCUCUACUCUUCUCCUGAGUCUCCUUCCUAAUUCUCCUCCCUCUCUCAUAUGUCUCCUAAUCUCCUAACCCUCCCUCUUUCUCUUGAUGUUCCUUCCCUAACCCUCCCCUCUUCUCUAUGAUGUUCUUCCUUCCCUAAGCCCUUCCCUAAUCCUCUUAUGAGUUCUCCUUCCCUAACCCUCCCCUCUAAUCUUCUCUUGAUGUCUCCUUCCCUAACCCUCCCCUCUAAUCUUCUCUAUGAUGUCUCCCUUCCCCUAACUUCUCCUUAUUCUAUGUUCCUUCCCUAACCUCCCCCUAAUCUUCUCUAUGAUGUCUCCUUCCCUAACCCUCCCCUCUUCUCUAUGAUGUCUCCUUCCCUAACCUCCCCUCUUCUCUAUGUCUCCUUUCCCAACCUCCCUCUUCCUAUAUCUCUUCCCAUCUCCCUUCCCCUUAUAUCUCCUCCUCCCUACCUCUCUCUCCUAUGAUGUCUCCUUCCCUAACUCUCUCCUCCCCUUCUCUAUGAUGUCUCCUUCCCUAACUCUCUCCUCCCCUCUUCUCUAUGAUGUCUCCUUCCCUAACUCCUCCCCUCUCUCUUUCUCUCUAUUCCUCUUCCUAAUUCCCUUCCCACCUCCCUCUUCUCUAUAUAUGCUGCUGCAAGAGACUUGCUGCUAUAUUUAGGCCACUAUUACAACAUAAACACUCCCCCCGUCAGUGUCCUGCGCAUUAGUCCCUAAAUGAAGUCAUUCGAUUUCAGAUGUUCUAACUAAUAGAGACGUUUACAAUAUGUCUCUUUGGUUUGGUCCUUUGGCGCCCAUGUUUUCUCACCUCCUCUAUUCUCUGUAAAUGCAUGAUAUUUCAAUGCCCAUGUUUUCUCACCUCCUCUAUUCUCUGUAAAUGCAUGAUAUUUCAAUGCCCAUGUUUUCUCUCCUCUAUUCUCUGACUGUAGGUGUAAGAUGUCUUUUGAUGUAGCUCUAAUGAGAAAUGAUUUGCAUUUUGAUUAGUAAAAUCCCAGUCUCUCUCCAUCCUCUCUCUGUCUCUGUCUCUCUCUCUCUCCAUCCCCAGGUCCCCAGUAACAGCAGUGUUGUAUAGAGACUCUCUGUAAGCUGUGCGCCUGAUGAGGAUGUCUGAUCCUGUUACUGUAAAGGACAUCAGUAGGACUGACACUGAGACCAUGAAGGUUUGUGAGGCUGGAGUGGAGCUGGAGGCAGCAGACUCCACCCCAACGCCUGGAGCAGACAUUAGCCUUAACGGUGUGAAGGAGCAACACAAACAGUCUGGGAGACUGGUGCUGGAACACAAUGUGACCGGUCACCAAGACCAAAGCUGCUGUGACAACAAGAGGGAAACCUCACAGGUAAACACACUGGUGUAAACAAACACACAAACAGAGCCUUUUAGUGUGGACCAAUGAGAUCAGUUUUCCAUUAUAUCACAUCCACAAUUUGAACUUGUUUUACUACGACUCUGGUAAAAAAAAAUAGAAAUACGGUAAUAUAAUUUAAAUAUGGUAAUAUAAUUUAAAUAUGGUAAUAGCAUUGAGCUCAUGCUCAAUGUGAACUCUGUUUACAGUCAUGUAAAUACUGUAACGUAUCAGAUAAAACAAUCAUGAAGAAAUUGGUGGAAGAAGCUGUGCUGAUACAGUGCAGCAAAAUAUUCCUUUGUUUUAGGAUUGGAGGUAAUGCUGACAGGCAGCAGACAGGGUCUUGUCUCAGGGUUGGAGGUAAUGCUGACAGGCAGCAGACAGGGUAUUGUCUCAGGGUUGGAGGUAAUGCUGACAGGCUGCAGACAGGGUAUUGUCUCAGGGUUGGAGGUAAUGCUGACAGGCAGCAGACAGGGUAUUGUCUCAGGGUUGGAGGUAAUGCUGACAGGCAGCAGACAGGGUAUUGUCUCAGGGUUGGAGGUAAUGCUGACAGGCAGCAGACAGGGUAUUGUCUCAGAGUUGGAGGUAAUGCAGACAGGCAGCAGACAGGGUAUUGUCUCAGGGUUGGAGGUAAUGCUGACAGGCUGCAGACAGGGUAUUGUAACAGGGUUGGAGGUAAUGCUGACAGGCAGCAGACAGGGUAUUGUCUCAGGGUUGGAGGUAAUGCUGACAGGCAGCAGACAGGGUAUUGUCUCAGGGUUGGAGGUAAUGCUGACAGGCAGCAGACAGGGUAUUGUCUCAGGGUUGGAGGUAAUGCUGACAGGCAGCAGACAGGGUAUUGUCUCAGGGUUGGAGGUAAUGCUGACAGGCAGCAGACAGGGUAUUGUCUCAGGGUUGGAGGUAAUGCUGACAGGCAGCAGACAGGGUAUUGUCUCAGGGUUGGAGGUAAUGCUGACAGGCAGCAGACAGGGUAUUGUCUCAGGGUUGGAGGUAAUGCUGACAGGCAGCAGACAGGGUAUUGUCUCAGGGUUGGAGGUAAUGCUGACAGGCAGCAGACAGGGUAUUGUCUCAGAGUUGGAGGUAAUGCAGACAGGCAGGAGUAUAAAUGGGAAGCAGGACAAGUAAAACUGACCGACCUUGACGGUGGCUGGAGACGCAGCCAGACUGAAGAAUCCAGAUAAUCUUGAUCUCAAAUCCUGGCUUAUCUACAAACUUCCUGUGUGUCAGGAGAGAGAGAGACUGAAUGGGUGCCGGAUGGGCAGAGAGGGAGUGGUGUGUGCGUGUCCUCUGUGACUUUGCCACCAUCUGCCCCUGCCAUGUUCUCUCUCUCAGGCCAGGUACCUUGUAGUGCUGAUGUCAGCGUUUUCUUCUCUCUCAUUGUUCAUUUCCUUACUGUCCUCUUCAAUUAGCUGGUCUACCAGUGCUGUCACAACUACCAACACACACACCACUCACUGUCCCUACAGGUCAUACACAUGCCUGGAAAUGGGAACGGUCCGUUUCAAUCUUUAUUUCAUUAAUGUUAUCUAACCCUCCAGCGCAGCGGGGAAAGGAAAUGUCCUUUGGUUGGUUAUAGAGGACAGGAGCAAGAGAAGUGUCUGUGUGUGUACAGACUGAGAGGAGCAUGGGGCCUGCCAGCCGUUCUGUCUAAAUCAGACACAGCCUUCGCCUCUGACUCCCUAGGACCUCUCCCUGUGCACGCACGCAUGCACGCACUCAGAACACACACACGAACACGCGCCGAUGGUGUGUGAAGAGCAGAGGCAAUGAGCUGCCCCCCCCCCCCCCCCACUGCCUCCUGUUCUCCUCCAACCUCAGAACACUGGUCUUUGCUCUAGGAAAAUGACAGGAAAAUGGGUCUGAGAGAGAAAAAUGUGAAAAUGAUCUGAGAGAAAAUUAAGUCAAAUGUACAUGGUAGUCGGACAGAAGUCUGGGUCUAAUUUCUCACAGACAGGAAGGUGUUUGAAUCACUAGGGUGACAAUUCAUCUCGGCCUAUAAAGGGCUCCUCCUGUAUAAUUGGAUGUUUUGUCACAUGCCUAUAUUGAUUGGCCAAGCUCUUCAGUAGGGGUGUACAUUGACGUCCGAUAUGUAUCACAUGUAUGUAUUCAGCCUUUCUUCCUGUUGUUCUGGACCUGGACCGCAAUAUUAUUUAACGUUGUAGUUUUGUUAGCUAAACUCCACCUUUUUGUGGUCUGUUUUGGACAGCAACACACUCUAUCAGCUGGCCAGCCAGUGAGGCGUUCUAAGGUACAGCCAGGGACUAGCAUGAUGCUUGACACCACAUACAUUAUCAUUUCAUCUCAAGUGGUUCUGCUGAGAAGACUGAUUUAUCCAAUAUGUCUUCUUAUAUAUUUGCCUGCUGUUGACUUAGUUCUUGUUCUGUAGUGAACAAGUGAGGGGGGUCAAACUCAUUCUAUGGAGGGCCUAGUGUCUGAGGGUUUUUGGUUUUCCUUUCAAUUAAGCCCUAGACAACCAGGUGAGGGGAGUUCUUUACUAAUUAGUAACCUUCAUUUAUCGAUCGAGUACAAGGGACCCGCAGAUACUCGGUUCUCCGUGGGAUGAGUUUGACACGUGAUUUAAGUCAUCCCUUUAAAAACAUCCGGUGGUGCGCUGAUAUUACUUUCUGGCCUUUUAUCAUCACUGGCAUGAUUUCCAGACUUUCAAGACUGACUUAUUUACAUGUAUUGAAGUGUCUGCUAACCAUCACGUUAGUUACAUGCAUGGAUUGGAUUUGAUACACCGAACUCAUUUUGAGAUCUGAGCAUAUUCUGUCGGUCGUGGUUGCUUGGUGCUUGCUGGCCUUUUUUACGUCUUGGUUUGUAUUUAGACUUGGUCGGUUCGUGUUUGUCUGGUGAAAUUAUCAACGCACGUCAUCAAAAGGAACAUAUUUUUAACCGUUGUCAAUAUACUGUACUCUCCCCCAGUCGAAGGCAAAGUUAAAGUUAGUACGGAGCCUAGCUGUCUGUGAAGAAUCCUCUCCUCCCCUUACUGAGCACCAGCUGACACCAGAUCCUCAGGUAAACCUUUAGAUACACACACACACACACACACACACACACACACACACACACACACACACACACAGAGACACACAGACAAAAAGAGAGACACACACACCCUUGGGUAAACCCCCAGACGGCUCCUUCUACCCCAUUAGCUGUGGCUCAUUUCACGAACGUCACUCUGCUUUCUCACCAGACACACACACACACACACACACACACACACACACACAGCCAGCAGCUAGAGGGCUUUGCCUUUCAUCCUGUCGACACUAACUUCAUCAAAACCCCCAGGGUGUGCUCCACCACAAACCGUUGUGUGUGUGUUACUCACAUCCAUCAUCUUGGAGAACAUUCUAUUUUCGCGUGUCAGAACACGGAGGCCUGUGGAUUGAUAUAAUUGAAUAGAACGGAUGUCGCUAUGAUACCCUUCCUUCAACCUAUUCCUUUGAGUCUCAGUCAGCACGACACAAAGAUGUCCAUGGCGAAUGGUGUUUGGAGUGAUAUAGGGAAUCUUUUUCUUUUAUUUAGGUUUGUCUCUUUCUAUGGAAAGGCUGACAUUUUUUAUGCCAAUUAUUUCUCCUUGAGUGAAACUGUUUCCUUGGUCUAGAAGAGAAAAUAAAAUAUUCUCUUUCUGAAUUAUUAUUCUACUUCUCUGUAAAGAUUCAUUGGCCUUGCUGUGAAAUGGCUUACUAGGAAACCCUGACAGUGUGUUUAAAUGGAAAUGCUUAUUUAAUCAAGAUAUACUUCCUUGAACUCGUGAGUGAGAUUUAACCCCCUCCUCCUCUGGGUUCUAUUCAGUCCUCUUUCACUCUUUUCUUCCUCCCACUCUUCUUCCCCCCUCUCUCUCUCUCUCAACGUUCUCCCUCUCUUCUCCCCCUCACUCCCCCUUCCUCACAUCUCACUUUCUUUGAGGCUUUUCUGUAGCAACAUUAGUUCUUUCUUUUGUUAAGCUGUUGUGCUGUACCUCUACAGCGAAGCCUCCCUGAGAGGCAGAGUAUAUCACUGAUGUAAACAUUACAUCUCCCUUCCAGAAACCACUGGCUCACAACUUCUUAACCUAGCUGCCUCUACCCUGAAGUCGUAUUUAAUUUUAAGCUUCUUGCGUUCCUUUGGCAGCCAGCAUUCUGAGGCUGCGUUCCAAAUGGCACCCUAUUCCCUAUCGGCCUUGGUCAAAAGUAGUGCACUAUAUGGGGAAUAGGGUGCCAUUUAGGACGCUGGCUGAGUUUCAGUGGACUGUUCAGCUUUAGCUCCUCUCUGCCUUUGUACUAGUGUUGAAUAGUGAAUCCGAGCUUCUUCAGAGCAGAGAAUGAAGCGUAGCAGAGAGAUUAAGGUGAGGAGAGUAGCGGGGUUAAACCAAAGUCAAGGCUGAGAAGGCCUUGAAACUCAUAGAACUGGAAUGAUUAGAAUGUAGAUUUUCAUUCAAGUGAGUACUGUCAAAUGGUUGUUAUAUUCUUGUGAACUAAUAGUAAUUUCCAUGCUCGUUAAGCCUUAGACAUGUUACAAUUUGAUAUUUUAGUAAUUUAGCAGACUCUUAUCCAGAGUGACGUACAGGCACAAUUAGGGCAAGGGCACAUCAGAUUUUUCACCUAGUCAGCUCGGGGAUUCGAACCAGCGACCUUUCGGUUACUGGCCCAACGCUCUUAACCACUAGGCUACCGGCCACUCUUAGAAAAUAUAAUAAUUCAACCGAGUGUCAAAAUGGCUGUGCUAUGAGGGGCUUUCCAUUCUAAUCAUUUUAUUUCUAUGCUUGUCUUGCAACAAGUCUUCCAAAGGGAGCUCUUUCAUGUGGUGCAAUACAUGGAAUGAUGGAUGUUAAGGUGUGGAAGAUGAGACAGGCUUUCUAUUGAAUGUAUUCUCUUCCCCCAACAAAAAGCAGUUCUAUCUUUUGACUCUCAGUACUCACAACUCAGUAUGUAGGCCCAUAUACUGUUAGUUUUUUAUGUAUUCACAUCAUUGGUUAUUUCAAAAUGAUGUAUGAUUUUCAGCUGCUUAAUGAAUAAAUAAAACGAUGUUAAUCCUUGUGAUUUAAUUGGCGAGGUGAUUAUCAUAUGUAUGGAGGAAGGUUUAUCGCUCGGUGCAGCACUGUUUCUUUUAGCUGAGCUGUUAUUUGAAAUAAAAACAGUGCUCUCACAAUAAACCACACAUUUUAAAUUAGGUCUGUCGGCAUAUACUUAUUUGCACAAGAUAAACAUGUAAACCCCUUAAAUAUGUUUUAAUUAACUUCCAACCGAGUGCGAGAUUGUGGAGAGAAUUAGAUGCUAAUUCUUAAUGUGACAUGCUAAUUCAUUCUGUCUGGUGUAUUUAAAUGUUUGUGUACUUCUCAAAUGGCACCCUAUUCCCUAUGUAGUGCACUACUUUUGAUCAGUGCCCAUAGGGAAUAGGGUGCCAUUUAAGAAACUGCUUUAAUCAUGGGGAUACUCUUCUGUUGAACAGGAUCAGAUUCACAUCCAGAUAUCCCAGUCCUUUGAUAAGGAGGAGCUGUCUGCCAAGGGUGAGAAAGAGAAGGUUGAGAAACCAGAGAAGAUGCCCAGGAAAAUGCUGUCAAGAGGUGUGUGUGUGUGUGUGUGUGUGUGUGUGUGUGUGUGGAAGAGUUGACGGAGAGGUUGAUUUGUUGUCUUUGUGUGGAAAAUAGUGAGUGAAAAUAUAAUGGCCAUCCCUGCCUUCAAAGACACACGCACACAUACACAUGCACGGUUGUGUUUGUAUGUUACAAUACAAGACCUUGAAGACAUGAUGUGAGCUUUACUCUAGUGAAAUAAUGAACUGAUUCCGGAACAUAUGGAGCUCUCUGAGAAAUCUAAUAUAGAAUCCUAGGAGACAAUGGGUGCAUUUGUAAAUUCACUCUGGCUAUCUACUACUCCGAUUUCAGAGCACUCUCGUCUGAGUGUGCCAGAGCGAUUAAUAACCUAUUAAUUUACGAACGCGCAACACCCGUUGAAUAUUACAUUUCCAUUUUAGUCAUUUAGCAGACGCUCUUAUCCAGAGCGACUUACAGUUAGUGAGUGCAUACAUGUAAUAUUAAAUAUGACCGGUGUCAGUAAACGUAAAAAAAAAAAAAACAUUAUUAAAUUGUUGCCAGCAGCACAGUUGCAGUCACCAACAUGAAAUCAGCCGAACCAGCUCACCUAGGGCGAGUACAAUGGUCAGAGUGAGGUGUUCUCAUUUGUUUGGAAGUAGCUAGCAAGCUAGCAAACUUUAGCCAGUUAGCUUGGGUGCUUGACUGCCAUUGUGAGGUCAGAACGCUCGGAUCAACCCUACUCCGGCCAGAGCGUCCAGUGUGCGCUCUGAACGCUCAGAGAGCGAAACGUUCUGAAUUUAUGAACGGACAAUCUAACAACGCUCUGAAUUUACGAACGCCCAGAGCGCACACUGAGCGCACUCUGGCACUCCAGAGUGAAUUUACGAACACACCCUAUAGUCCACAAAGAUGUGUUGUGUAUAGAGCACCAUUACCAGAAUGAUUCCUCGUCUUGUUUCUAGAUUCCAGCCAGGACUAUACAGACUCUACUGGAAUAGACCUGCACGACUUCCUGGUCAACACUCUACAGAACAACCCCAGAGACAGAAUGAUGCUGUUGAAGUUGGAGCAGGACAUUCUGGACUUUAUCAGUAAUAAUGAGUAAGUUAUUUCAUUAAUACAUUUGUUGAUUGAUUUAAUGUAUUUUAUUUAUUUAUAGUUAGUGCAAUUUUAUUUGAAUGUAAUUACAUUUUAUAGUUGUAUUGUAUUAUUUUAGCCUUUCAGUAAAGCUCAUUCAGUUCUUGUCUUUCCUAGAAGCCAGAAGAGGAAGUUCCCCCCCAUGACGUCGUACCAUAGAAUGCUGCUACACAGAGUGGCUGCCUACUUUGGCAUGGAUCACAAUGUUGACCCCACCGGGAAGUCGGUCAUCAUCAACAAAACUAGCAAUACAAGAAUGUACGUUUUUAAUUUGGUACCAGUCAAUGUAUUUAUAUUUUUUAUAAUACAUUAUUUUCAGUAUUUAUACUGAAGCACAAUGCUAAAUUUUAUUAGGUUCUAUGAAGCUCAAAUACAUCAAAUUACUUUGAAAGUAGAAAGUAUAUAUUAGUUGGUAGAUUUGGCGUAGAUUUUUUUUCACGCCUCGAAACUUCCAGUAAUGUAAAUUCUCGUCCACAGACCAGAUCAAAAAUUCUCAGAACACAUAAAAGACGACAAAACAGACGAUUUCCAAAAACGCUACAUUCUCAAAAGAGACAACUCCAGCUCCGACCGGGAAGACUGCAUGGUAGGUGGUUUCUGUGUUCCAAUCAAAUGUCAGGCUGUGUCCCAAAUGGCACCCUGUUCUCUAUAUAGCGCCCAAUGGGCCCUGGUCAACAGAAGGAAAGGAUAUGGGGAAUAGGGUGCCGUUUGGGAUGCAUCCUCAGUGAUAUGUCUGUGAGAGGGUGACGAUCUGGUGCCGCUGUUCCAGCUGCUAGCUAAAGUUGUGCUGAAGCUUCUAGCUGUGCUGAAGCUGCUAGCUAAGCUAAGCUAAGCUUCAGCUAAGCUGUGCUGAAGCUGCUAGCUAAGCUGUGCUGAAGCUGCUAUCUGUGCUGAAGCUAUUAGCUAAGCUGUGCGGAAGCUGCUAGCUAAGCUAAGUUGUGCAUGUGCUUGCAGAUACGAAUGCGCCUGAAAGACGACAGGAGAAGCAAAUCUAUCGAGGAGAGAGAGGAGGACUAUCAGAGAGCCAGGGACAGGAUAUUUGCUCCAGAUGUGAGAUUUUGGGGGGGAAAUUAUAUUGUAAUAUAUCUAAUCAAUUUAGAUUCAUGAUGCAUUUGUGUUUAUGAAGUAAAAUAUGGAUCUGCUUUAUGGACUGCAAAUGACAUGUAAGUAAGACAUUAAAAUAUAUGUAUUUUUUUCCACAGGGAGAUCAUUUCCAUCUAGAUGGAAGGUAAAUAUCAUUCACAUAUGAGUCUAAUUUGACUGGUACAACAUGGACGUUUGACUGGUUGGUACAACAUGGACAUUUGACUGGUUGGUACAACAUGGACAUUUGACUGGUUGGUACAACAUGGACGUUUGACUGGUUGGUACAACAUGGACAUUUGACUGGUUGGUACAACAUGGACGUUUGACUGGUUGGUGCAACAUGGACGUUUGACUGGUUGGUACAACAUGGACGUUUGACUGGUUGGUACAACAUGGACGUUUGACUGGUUGGUACAACAUGGACGUUUGACUGGUUGGUACAACAUGGACGUUUGACUGGUUGGUACAACAUGGACGUUUGACUGGUUGGUGCAACAUGGACGUUUGACUGGUUGGUGCAACAUGGACGUUUGACUGGUUGGUGCAACAUGGACGUUUGACUGGUUGGUGCAACAUGGACAUUUGACUGGUUGGUACAACAUGGAUUUGAUACCCUUUCAUAAUGUUGCACCUCCCCAUGCAGGACCCCUGAUGAAGAGGCUUGUAUCAGCACACAACAGAGACGGCAACUCUUCAGGUACUUCCUUUCUGUCACAGAUCUCUCACUCACUCACACACACACACAUCCAUCUAAACUCUCCCUUGUUUCCUCAGACUAGGGGAUGGGCGAUCAGCCAGCAGUAGACAGAGCAGCUCUGAGAAUGACCCCAAGAACUCUGAUGCCCGGCCGUGGAGCAGCACUGAUUCAGACAGCUCCAACCGUAACCUGAGGCCGACCAUGACCAAGGCCAGCAGCUUCAGCAGCAUCUCUGUCCUCAUCAGAGGAGACAGCUCAGCCAGCAGCAAGAGCACCGGACGUCUCUCCAAAACAGGCAAGUAACGGGGUCAAAUGCACACGCCAUGUGUCGUGUUAAGUCUGCUUUUUUCCACAGCACAGUGAAGCACCUGUUUUAAUAACAGAAUGAACCCUAAUACUUCACCUCUUACUAACAUAUUGGGAUGCUAGUGAGGUAGAAGCUGAAUCACCUCUUACCAACUCAUUGUGAUGUUACUGAGGUAGAAGCUGAAUCACCUCUUACCAACACAUUGUGAUGUUACUGAGGUAGAAGCUGAAUCACCUCUUACCAACUCAUUGUGAUGUUACUGAGGUAGAAGCUGAAUCACCUCUUACCAACUCAUUGUGAUGUUACUGAGGUAGAAGCUGAAUCACCUCUUACCAACACAUUGUGAUGUUACUGAGGUAGAAGCUGAACUUCUCCUCUGAAAUCUCUGUGUAAUAAAGAAAAAUGUGUUCUGUGUCCAUGACUACUUGCUGGUAACAGAUUCUUACCCCAAGUGUGGUCAGUCACCCCUAGACAAUGUGAUACACAAGUUUCUGACUGACAUGAGUUGUAAUUGGUCCUUCACUGUGUGUCUGUGCACCAUUCCUGUUUAAUACAGGCAUACUGGGGGAAUGGAGAGCCAGUUUUCUUUGUUUAUCCUGUUUUGGUUCCUCCUCCGUCCCUUGUCUUUUCGUUCCGUUUCUUCUUCUGCUGUCUCUGUUCUAGAGGCUUUUCUGUUUUGGUUUCAUGUGAUUCCAUUUUCACAAGGCACUGACUUCUCCAGCCAGACAUGUUCUUUCUUUUAAGUAGUUUACGACGAUGGGGCUCACUUUGUGCAGCACAAGAUCUGCUCUGCCGCUACUGGGAGGCCAUUUUGUGUCCCUGUUAGCUCUGUCAUAUGGCUCAUCUCUUCAUAACAGUCUUCUGCAUGCAAUGCAUGUCAUCCUUUGGUUCUUUGGCAUCAUUUAGCAUUUUUGGUUUUAGCAUUUUUUCUCAUUUUGUUAUAGUAUCCCCAAUAUCUUUAAGUGCUGGUUGUUUAGUUUGUGUAGAAAACAUGAAUAAUGAUGGCUAUCACAACUCUGAAUUCAUUGUCUUUUACUGUUGUCAAGAUGGAGAGAUGUCUUUUUAACCUCUCCAGUAAUACUGUACAUCAAGAGAGAUUAAACUUGAGCCUAGUUUUCCUGUUUUGUCUGUCCAGAUUUCAAAGCUCCUGAUAGCGUUGCUUUUGACAUCAAAUAUCUGAGGUUUGGGUACGUGCCGUAAGAGGAAAAACAGGACCAACUUUGACAUUCUAAAUCAGGAAAAUGUGUCAACAUGUAUUGCUGCAUUACUGACAAACGAAUAACAUGUUUGUGGUUAUACUCUUUUUAAGAUGUAGACCACUUAAAUUACAGUUGAUAUGGGCUCAUACAAGAUGUCCACAACGGGACAAAUAUCACCUAUAGCCAAUGAAUUCACUCACUAUGUGUCCCACUUUUGAAUGGACCAAUGGCUAUCCUCCUUCUACCCCUGUAACCUCAGAAGUGACCAAUAGCUGUCCUUCUUGUGCCCCUGUGCCCCUGCCCAGAGGCUGGCUAUGCAGGCGUUACAAGUCGCUGCCUCUGUAGGACGUCUUUAGUGAUUUUCUCUGUUCUCUGUAGGACGUCUUUAGUGAUCUUCUCUGUUCUCUAUAUGACGUCUUUAGUGAUCUUCUCUGUUCUCUAUAGGACGUCUUUAGUGAUCUUCUCUGUUCUCUAUAGGACGUCUUUAGUGAUCUUCUCUGUUCUCUAUAGGACGUCUUUAGUGAUCUUCUCUGUUCUCUAUAGGACGUCUUUAGUGAUCUUCUCUGUUCUCUAUAGGUAAAAUAUAUUUUCAUCCCUCCCUCCUCUAGGUUCUGAGUCUUCUAAUAGUGUAGGGUCUUCUACGAGUUCCAUCUCUCGCCCCCAAGUACUCCACCUGCCUCUCCCGCUCCCUGUCCCAGCUGCUCUAACCCAGGCAGCCGGCCCCGUCGGCGGCCCCAGCACGGUGCAACCUACACCCUCCUCCGCUGCCACGGCCCCCAGCAGUAGUAGAAGUUCUGUGCACUGUGAGCAGGGCAGCAGGAAUGGCCCGGUGCCUGCAUCCGGCCCAGCGCCAACCCAGACCACUGCUAAUGCUACUAGCUACUAUUUCCUUUCCCCGGAAGCCACAGGGAUACCGCCUGGCAGUAUACUGGUCAACCCACACACAGGUUGGUAUCCUCUGACCAGGGUUGGUCCCUCAUACUGAGUUUAUAUAGGCUGGAUUGGCCUGUCUUUAUGUUGGGUUUGGUUUGAUGUGAUGUUUGGUCUUGGUUGGUUUUGAUCAGAGUUCUUGUAAAACAAACUUCUUAUUCAGUCUAUUAUUCUGUCUGCUCUCUUCUCUUGAACUGUUGCUUAAAUUUCCACACACUACAUAUUUUGUUUUGGGUGAAAUAUAUAUCAAAGCUUUGUCAGAUUGAAUGAAUGGACUAAGAGAGUUGGUAGACUGUGCAUAUAUUUGAUAAGUCUAUUCAUGGUUUAGUCAUUAUUCAGGAUAAAUGUUACUAUAGCAUAACUCCUAUUGCCUAAAUUAUACUCAAAUGUCCUAUAGGCUCUACAGUGUAUCUAAGUUUGUUGUUCUCCACAUGCAGGCCAACCCUUUGUGAACCCUGAUGGCAGUGCUGUGGUCUACAACCCCUCUAUGACCGCACAGCAAGGUGGGAGGAGCCAGCAGCCCUUGGCCCCUCCCCUACCGCCCCCAGCCCCGCACCAGCCAGCCAAUCAAGUCCUCUCCCAGGUCAGUCAAUGAGUGGACAGCCCCUUCUUUCUCCAGAAAGCCCAUUCACUCCCUGCAUGCAGUCACUUCUCUAAUCUACCCUUUCUCAAUUAAUAUAGUAGAUUAGAAUCCAUCAUUCUUUAAUUCAUGCCUCCUAAUUUCCCAGAGAACAUUCAUCUUCUACGAGCUAGGGCUGGGUGAAUUAUCUAGAUAUCAAUCAGGUUAAAUUAAUUGUGAUAUUAAAUCGGCCAGCUCUACUUCCUCCUAUUCAAUCACCUCUGACUUCUUAACUCAUGGAGGUCUCUUUCUCUCUCUCUCUGUCUCCCUCUGUCUCUCUCUGGCUCUCUCUCUCUCUCUGUGGCUCUCUCUCUCUCUGUGGCUCUCUCUCUCUCUCUCUCUCUCUGUGGCUCUCUCUCUCUCUGUGGCUCUCUCUCUCUCUCUGUGUCUCUCUCUCUCUCUCUCUCUCUCUCUUCUCUCUCUCUCUCUCUCUCUCUCUCUCUCUCUCUCUCUGGGUGUCCUCUCUCUCUCUCUCUCUCUCUCUCUCUCUCUCUCUCUCUGUGGCUCUCUCUCUCUCUGUGUGUCUCUCUCUCUCUGUCUCUCUCUCUCUCUGUGUGUGUUCUGUUCUGUCCUUUUCUCCUUCAGCCGGUUCGGCAUUUCCAGCCCUCUGCUCCACAGCCGAUCCAGUACUCAACGAUAUCUUACCCUCCUCCUCAGUUCCUGCCACUCUCCUCUAACCAACACCAACAAUACACUUUGGUAUUAUCAAUCGUCUGUCUCCUCUAACCAACACCAACAAUACACUUUGGUAUUAUCAAUCGUCUGUCUCCUCUAACCAACACCAACAAUACACUUUUGUAUUAUCAAUCGUCUCUCUCCUCUAACCAACAAUACACUUUGGUAUUAUCAAUCCUCUGUCUCCUCUAACCAACACCAACAAUACACUUUGGUAUUAUCAAUCGUCUGUCUCCUCUAACCAACACCAACAAUACACUUUGGUAUUAUCAAUCGUCUCUCUCCUCUAACCAACACCAACAAUACACUUUGGUAUUAUCAAUCCUCUGUCUCCUCUAACCAACACCAACAAUACACUUUGGUAUUAUCAAUCGUCUGUCUCCUCUAACCAACACCAACAAUACACUUUGGUAUUAUCAAUCGUCUGUCUCCUCUAACCAACACCAACAAUACACUUUGGUAUUAUCAAUCGUCUGUCUCCUCUAACCAACACCAACAAUACACUUUGGUAUUAUCAAUCCUCUGUCUCCUCUAACCAACACCAACAAUACACUUUGGUAUUAUCAAUCGUCUGUCUCUUCUAACCAACACCAACAAUACACUUUGGUAUUAUCAAUCGUCUGUCUCCUCUAACCAACACCAACAAUACACUUUGGUAUUAUCAAUCGUCUGUCUCCUCUAUCUCCCACCUGUCUGUUUCUGUCCAGUUGCCUCUUGAGUGCCUUGUCACUUAAUUAGGUGGUCUUUUUAUAAGACAUGGUCAUUACAUUACGUGUGUCAAUUCCCGAAGUUUAUAUUUUUAUACAGAAUCUUUGAUGUAAUGUCAUCUUUAUCUGGGCAGACUUUGUGAUUGAAGAAGUGUUCAGCAGGAGCCUGGCUCAUGUUCAUUAGGCACAAAACAAUUUGUUAUUUUUUUUACCGGCAGUUUGCCAAAUGGAAACCCAGAAUGUUGUUUUCUGUUGCAAAAUGUCUUGCAACUUAGUGCUUCUUGAACAUGACCCAGUUAGGUAGAACAUGACCCCGUUAGCCCUAGUACCCAGUUAGGUAGAACAUGACCCCGUUAGCCCUAGUACCCAGUUAGGUAGAACAUGACUCCGUUAGCCCUAGUACCCAGUUAGAUAGAUAGAACAUGACCCCGUUAGCCCUAGUACCCAGUUAGAUAGAUAGAACAUGACCCCGUUAGCCCUAGUACCCAGUUAGGUAGAACAUGACCCCGUUAGCUCUAGUACCCAGUUAGGUAGAACAUGACUCCGUUAGCCCUAGUACCCAGUGAGGUAGAACAUGACCCCGUUAGCCCUAGUACCCAGUUAGGUAGAACAUGACCCCGUUAGCCCUAGUACCCAGUUAGGUAGAACAUGACUCCGUUAGCCCUAGUACCCAGUUAGAUAGAUAGAACAUGACCCCGUUAGCCCUAGUACCCAGUUAGAUAGAUAGAACAUGACCCCGUUAGCCCUAGUACCCAGUUAGGUAGAACAUGACCCCGUUAGCUCUAGUACCCAGUUAGGUAGAACAUGACUCCGUUAGCCCUAGUACCCAGUGAGGUAGAACAUGACCCCGUUAGCCCUAGUACCCAGUUAGGUAGAACAUGACCCCCGUUAGCCCUAGUACCCAGUUAGGUAGAACAUGACCCCGUUAGCCCUAGUACCCAGUUAGGUAGAACAUGACCCCGUUAGCCCUAGUACCCAGUUAGGUAGAACAUGACCCCGUUAGCCCUAGUACCCAGUUAGGUAGAACAUGACCCCGUUAGCCCUAGUACCCAGUUAGGUAGAACAUGACCCCGUUAGCCCUAGUACCCAGUUAGGUAGAACAUGACCCUGUUAGCUCUAGUACCCAGUUAGGUAGAACAUGACCCCGUUAGCCCUAGUACCCAGUUAGGUAGAACAUGACCCUGUUAGCUCUAGUACCCAGUUAGUUAGAACAUGACCCCGUUAGCCCUAGUACCCAGUUAGGUAGAACAUGACCCUGUUAGCUCUAGUACCCAGUUAGGUAGAACAUGACCCCGUUAGCCCUAGUACCCAGUUAGGUAGAACAUGACCCUGUUAGCCCUAGUACCCAGUUAGGUAGAACAUGACCCCGUUAGCCCUAGUACCCAGUUAGGUAGAACAUGACCCCGUUAGCCCUAGUACCCAGUUAGGUAGAACAUGACCCUGUUAGCCCUAGUACCCAGUUAGGUAGAACAUGACUCCGUUAGCCCUAGUACCCAGUUAGGUAGAACAUGACCCCGUUAGCCCUAGUACCCAGUUAGGUAGAACAUGACCCCGUUAGCCCUAGUACCCAGUUAGGUAGAACAUGACCCCGUUAGCCCUAGUACCCAGUUAGGUAGAACAUGACCCCGUUAGCCCUAGUACCCAGUUAGGUAGACUAGAUCAGGCUGCAUUCUGUUGUCCUCCUUUCCUGACCUGGUUUCACCCAACACAUCAGUCUAUCCCUCUAUGGCUAAUUAAAGCACUUACACUAACGGCUUUGAAUAAUUAAUUAAAUACCAGAUGUUGAAUAAUCCAUGAGUAGAUACGCUAAACUUUCAACCUAUUGCCACGGAACAGCUUGUCAUAGAUGACCUAGACUGAGGUAGCCUACUCUGGUGAUAUAAAUAGUCCAGUUUGGGUUCCCUGGGUGGUGUUCGGCAUUAAACGGUAGAAAACUGACUGAAACGGGGAGAGACUACUAGAACUUGUCUCCAGUAAGACACAUUCGUUUUCUGUUUCAACAUGUUUUGCUACAGUGUGCCCUAAUAAAUAUGCUCUUGAUGCACAUUGCCUCUGGCCCUGUCUGUUGAUUGAUUGAUUUUGAUUAAGUUUAUUUGACCAUUUUAAAGGACAUAUACAGACAGUACAUACAUACAUACAUUUGAAACAGUACAUACGUUUUCAGAAUUGUUCUCUCCCCACAGCAAGAUGGCCUGGCUGCUCAGUUCAGCCACAUGAAUCUGGUGCUCCAGGCGUCCAGCGACGGCACGAACGGUGGCCCCCACCCUGCCAUGUACCCCUCGGGCCCUGUGGUGCUCCAGGCCCCCCUGCAGCACCAGCAGACUGGCUACAUGGUGGCCCCUCCAGGGCAAACCCAGGCCUACCCCACCCCCGGUCCUGCACACCCUAUGAGCCAGCCGCUCAUGCAGCAACAGGGCUACGUGCAGCAGCAGGUAGGUUACAGUACAGUCCCUCACAUUGUCAGUCAACAACGACAGCCACCAUCUCAUAGCGUCGGCUCCUUCAACUACCUACUCCUUUAUGGUCUCAAUCUCCUUCCAUAAUAGUCAAUGAUGUUAUCCACCAGAUUAUCCAGAUAUGAUCAUAAUCUAGAUUGACCUCAUAUCCUCUAUGAGGAAAGUGUUCAGAUAGAGAGUUCCUCUGGUCACCUUUUCAAUCUGCUUGUUCUCCUUCCUCUCCUGUAGAUGCAGACAUGUUACUGUGCUCCAGCCCAGUACCCCCACUCCCACUCCCACUCCCACUCCAACCAGCACUAUCGCCCUAUCAGCCCCGUGCACUACACCAGCCCCCAGAACCAGCCUCUACUCCAGCAGCCAGGUAAACACACACACACACACACGAGCGCAGAGUCAUAUACACACACACUGCUAUCUCUCUGUGUUUGUCUUGAUUAACUGAGAUGUCUCCCUGUGAGCUGCAGUCUGCUUGCUGAGUGGGUGUUCUGUUUCUCUGCACCCUGGGGGGACAUGGUUGUUAUCUCCAGCCUCCAGCCUCCUCAACACAACACAGCUCCUUUUUACUGGUUGUUAGUUACAGCCUCCAGCCUCCUCAACACAACACCGCUCCUGUUUACUGGUUGUUAGUUACAGCCUCCUCAACACAACACAGCUCCUUUUUACUGGUUGUUAGUUACAGCCUCCAGCCUCCUCAACACAACACAGCUCCUUUUUACUGGUUGUUAUCUACAGCCUCCAGCCUCCAGCCUCCUCAACACAACACAGCUCCUGUUUACUGGUUGUUAUCUCCAGCCUCCAGCCUCCUCAACACAACACAGCUCCUUUUUACUGGUUGUUAGUUACAGCCUCCAGCCUCCUCAACACAACACAGCUCCUUUUUACUGGUUGUUAUCUACAGCCUCCAGCCUCCUCAACACAACACAGCUCCUGUUUACUGGUUGUUAUCUCCAGCCUCCAGCCUCCUCAACACAACACAGCUCCUUUUUACUGGUUGUUAGUUACAGCCUCCAGCCUCCUCAACACAACACAGCUCCUUUUUACUGGUUGUUAUCUACAGCCUCCAGCCUCCAGCCUCCUCAACACAACACAGCUCCUUUUUACUGGUUGUUAGUUACAGCCUCCAGCCUCCUCAACACAACACAGCUCCUUUUUACUGGUUGUUAUCUACAGCCUCCAGCCUCCAGCCUCCUCAACACAACACAGCUCCUGUUUACUGGUUGUUAUCUACAGCCUCCAGCCUCCUCAACACAACACAGCUCCUUUUUACUGGUUGUCUUCUGCUGAAGGCAGCACUGUGGCCGUUUACUGGCUUUAAUGUGGAGGAACGCUAGUCCAUCGUCUGUUGGGGGGAAUUAGGAGGCAUCUCUUGGGACUGAGCAGAGGAACAAGUUAGUCUAUAUGCUGUUAGUCUACUCAGGCCAGUGCAUAGACAGUGGACUAUCCAGCCACAGUGAAAAUAAUGACUGUUUCCAAACCACUUGCAUAAAGAAGUUGCUUCUGCAAUUAGACAUUUUUGCUGAAGCCUUCAGUAUAAAUUAUCCUUGCGGGAAUUGAACCUACAACCUUGCCACACUCUUAAUGACUGAGCCAUACUGGACCACAGGUGUUGGUGGGAAGACCCGGAGUCUGGACCGGACCACAGAGGUGUUUGUGAUGGGGAAAACCUGGAAAGCAGAGUGGCAGAAUGCGGGGCCGGGACGCUGUCUGAGAGUUCUAUGAUUCUCACAGUGAACCGGUCUCUUUUUCAGCCCCUCACUUCUCUUCAGUCUCUUUUUUUUCUCAUCUUCUCCAGCGGUCUCUAGUUUCAGCUUCUCAUCUCUUCUUCUCUCUUCUCCAGUGGUCUCUAGUUUCAGCCCCUCAACUCUACUCCUCAUCUUCUCCAGCGGUCUCUAGUUUCAGCUUCUCAACUCUUCUCCUCUCUUCUCCAGCAGUCUCUAGUUUCAGCUUCUCAACUCUUCUCCUCUCUUCUCCAGCGGUCUCUAGUUUCAGCCCCUCAACUCUACUCCUCAUCUUCUCCAGCGGUCUCUAGUUUCAGCUUCUCAACUCUUCUUCUCCUGUAUUAUUACAAUGUGCCUUUUGGAAGCGUUCAGUCCUGCAGAUUACAACGUGAAGCCACACUGACAAUAGGCAUAAAGCACCUGUUAGCAACUCCCUAUUCCACAUGCUGUACCAAGGCAAUCUAAUCCCAUUCCCUGUGAGCUCAGGUGGAAUGGUGUGUGUUUUGAUAAAAUGGGAGAGACAUUUCAUGCUUGGUUUGUGAGGAGGACGGUAAAAUCUAGUGUCCUGCUCUUUCUCAUAUGAACCCAUUCAUCCUCUAUUGGUCUCGUCUUGUUCCGCUUUUCUCAUUGGGGCUAUAGAAUGUUCCAGCCACCUUGUACAAAAGGACGACGACGACUAAUGCGGUCCCUGGAUUUGUCUCUGAGGGGACGAGUCUGUCCAACGCUGCUGCCUGUAACCUUGACAUUCAGUGUCCAGUAUGGAAGAGGCACUACUGUUUCUAGCACCCUUUUUGCCUUUGCUAGCGAGCCUACAGUUUUCCCCUAUUGCACAUUGUGCGUCGUCUGUUUCUGUAAUUUGCUCAUGUGUUAAAGACUUUGUUUUCACAAUGGGUUUUUUUCACACUACACUCUUCCUUCCAGGGAUUCAAUAUUGUAUGAUUUUUCUCCAUGUUUUAGAUUUCUUCUCUACAUUGUAAUGGGUAUUAUAAUACAAGUAAAGAGAAGAUCAUCUUCCAAGACAACAGAGGCUAAUUUAAAUGUUUUUCAUUUCACUUUGGCUCAUUCAUGAAUAGCCGUUGUGAAUAGAAUGAAUGUCACCAUUUUGUUUAAAAACAAUGAAUUCAAAUGUUUUACAUCGCACUAGAUAUUUGAAUAGAAGUGAAUUGUAAUGUCCUAAUGUUACUGUAGGUUACCAGGCUGGGAUGCCAAAUCAGCCCCAGAGCCCUCACCAUCAGAGUGUGGUGACACAUCAGAACCUAGUGAGCAACCAGCAGCACAGCAAUAUGGGAAAUCACAUGACGGGCUUCAUGGUCCAAUACCCUUCUAUGCCAUCUUAUCAGGUACGUUCUUUUUAGCUUAUGAUUAUUAAACUGUGUUUUUCUUUCAAUUAAAGAAUCUAACUGAUUUGUGUCCCGUCCUUUACAUUUACAUGGUUUUAUCCUCAAUUGUCAACAUCUUGCUCUUGUGAACAUCUUUGCCUGGCUGAAAAUCUAAUAAUUAUAUAAAUCGAACCCUGAAAUUAAAAUAGUUUGAAGGUUGAAUUGAAAAGGGAUUUGAAAGGCAAAAGUCCCCUGUAGCUCAGUUGGUAGAGCAUGGCGCUUGCAACGCCAGGGUUGUGGGUUCGUUUCCCACGGGGGGCCAGUAUGAAAAUGUAUGCACUCACUAACUGUAAGUCGCUCUGGAUAAGAGCGUCUGCUAAAUGACUAAAAUGUAAAGGGCCCCGACAUUAGAUGUCUAUCAAUUGUAAAUGUAAAAAAAAAAGUCAUUAAAAUACUCGUGCUUAAUCCUGUUUUUCCAUAUGAUCUGUGUGUGUUAUGCAGGUAUCCAUGCCCCAGGUCGCUCAGAACAUGCCUCCACAUCAGCAGACAUGUCAACAGCCAAUGCUGAUCCAGAGUCAUCCAAGCCCAGGUCCCAUGGCCAUGUCAGGCAUGCAGGUCUACUACAGUGCCGCGCCACCAAAUCAACACAGCAGUAUGAGGUAGGCACUGAGGUGUUCUGUUCUUAGCGCCACCAAGAUGGACUGUGUAUUAAAUAGUCUUAAGUGUUAGGUCUGUAAUCUGAUACUGUUUCAUAUUUCAAAGUAGUUCAACAUUGAUGAAAGCGGCGCAGAUAUCGGUGUACCAACCAACCUGCCAGAAACCAUCCAUAAAGGGAGUUAUUGACGCUGUAGAAACCAUCCAUAAAGGGCCCUCCUAAAAGGGGUUAUGACGCUGUAGAAAACCUCCUAAAGGGGGUUAUUUCCUGUAGAACCAUCCUAAAAGGGGUUAUUGACCUGUAAAACUAUCCAUAAAGGGAUUUUUUUGACGUUUGAACCAUCCAAAAAAGGGGGUUAUUUCGGUGUAGAACCCUCCUAAAGGGGGGUUAGACGCGUGAAAACCCUCCAAAAGGGAGUUAUUUACGCUUUGAAACCAUCCAUAAAGGGGUUAUUGACCUGUAAACCAUCCUAAAAAGGGGUUUUUGACUUUUAGAAAAAAAUCCAUAAAGGGAGUUAUUGACCUGUAGAAACCACCCAUAAAGGGAGUUAUUGACGCUGUAAAACCAUCCAUAAAGGGAGUUAUUAAACGCUGUAGAAACCAUCCAUAAAGGGAGUUAUUGACGCGUAAAAACCAUCCAUAAGGGAUUUAUUGACGCUGUAACCAUCCAUAAGGGAUUUAAUUACGUUAACCCAUCCAUAAAGGGAGUUAUUACGGUGUAGAACCCAUCCAUAAAGGGAGUUAUUGACGCUGUAGAAACCCAUCCAUAAAGGGAGUUAUUGACGCUGUAGAAACCAUCCAUAAAGGGAGUUAUUGACGCUGUAGAAACCAUCCAUAAAGGGAGUUAUUGACGCUGUAGAAACCAUCCAUAAAGGGAGUUAUUGACGCUGUAGAAACCAUCCAUAAAGGGAGUUAUUGACGCUGUAGAAACCAUCCAUAAAGGGAGUUAUUGACGCUGUAGAAACCAUCCAUAAAGGGAGUUAUUGACGCUGUAGAAACCAUCCAUAAAGGGAGUUAUUGACGCUGUAGAAACCAUCCAUAAAGGGAGUUAUUGACGCUGUAGAACCCAUCCAUAAAGGGAGUUAUUGACGGUGUAGAACCCAUCCAUAAAGGGAGUUAUUGACGGUGUAGAACCCAUCCAUAAAGGGAGUUAUUGACGCUGUAGAAACCAUCCAUAAAGGGAGUUAUUGACGCUGUAGAAACCAUCCAUAAAGGGAGUUAUUGACGCUGUAGAAACCAUCCAUAAAGGGAGUUAUUGACGCUGUAGAAACCAUCCAUAAAGGGAGUUAUUGACGCUGUAGAAACCAUCCAUAAAGGGAGUUAUUGACGCUGUAGAAACCAUCCAUAAAGGGAGUUAUUGACGGUGUAGAAACCAGUCCUCAUGGGAGCUGAGGUGUUCUAUUAAGACUGGGCUGCACUGUACCUGUAUCAUCUGCCUUAUAAAUCAUCCUCCAGACUGCCCUACUAACAGAAACUUUACUGAGCUGAACGUGACCUCCAGACUGCCCUACUAACAUAAACUUUACUGAGCUGAAAGUGUCCUCCAGACUGCCCUACUAACAGAAACUUUACUGAGCUGAAAGUGUCCUCCAGACUGCCCUACUAACAGAAACUUUACUGAGCUGAACGUGUCCUCCAGACUGCCCUACUAACAUAAACUUUACUGAGCUGAACGUGACCUCCAGACUGCCCUACUAACAUAAACUUUACUGAGCUGAAAGUGUCCUCCAGACUGCCCUACUAACAGAAACUUUACUGAGCUGAAAGUGUCCUCCAGACUGCCCUACUAACAGAAACUUUACUGAGCUGAAAGUGUCCUCCAGACUGCCCUACUAACAGAAACUUUACUGAGCUGAAAGUGUCCUCCAGACUGCCCUACUAACAGAAACUUUACUGAGCUGAAAGUGUCCUCCAGACUGCCCUACUAACAGAAACUUUACUGAGCUGAACGUGACCUCCAGACUGCCCUACUAACAGAAACUUUACUGAGCUGAAAGUGUCCCCCCUCCCUGUUGUACUGGUUCCGCUAUACCGCCCCACAGCAUCAGGACUGUCAGUGUUAAUAUAAAGUGGCCCUAUAUAGUGCACUACCUUUGACCAGAGCCCUAUGGGUACAACACCAAGCAGCUGUAAUAUAAUUAUUCAGUCUGAUUACAGAGUGAUUCAGGCCAUAAAGAGGAAAUGAAUGACAUGUUUGUUUUCUUUCGGACUACCACCAUUAAUCAGAGAUCAUUAACAGACCUUUAACACACAAGACUAUUUCAGAAAUGUUUUUAAGGCUCUUCAAGGGAGACUUUGAGAGCAAAUGUAAAGUGUCUGCCUGCUGGUGCUAUCAAUGUAUUUAAUGAAUGCCCCAGAGCUCCAUAAAUAUAUUGACUAAGCAAGUGUGUCUGUCUCCACAGUUCGUCGGUGGGUUUCUUACCUCCUCCGGGGUCAGAGCAGAUGCAGUUUCCCCGGGCCUCGUCUCCGUGUGGAACCCAGCAGCUACCAGGACAGCAGUGCACAGGUAACAUUACUUCUCCUCUCAGCAACACCAAGGUCGUGGGUUGAAUUCCCACCGGGAUCACACACAUACUAAAAUAGAUACCCUUCGGUUUUGAAAGACUCUUGUGUAUAAGAUUUGAUACCAUUUUUAAAUGCUUUUCCUACCUUGUGUAUAAGAUUUGAUACCAUUUUUAAAUGCUUUUCCUACCUUGUGUAUAAGAUUUGAUACCAAUAAAAUGCUUUUCCUACCUUGUGUAUAAAAUUUGAUACCAAUAAAAUGGUGUGUUGCUUGUAUGUCCAUCUGAGGAUGGAAACAUUCCUUUGACCAAAAACGAAGAUGUCAGAUUUUCACGUUGUUGUUGUAACGGUGUGGCUGUUUGUCUGUAGGUGUGCAUCCCGGUCCUCACAGUGGUGGUAUGGUGAUGAUGCAGCUGACCCUGCCCCCUAACCAUCAGCCCAGAGCACACUCCCCUCCACAGUGGAAACACAACAGAUACUACAGUCUGGAUCACACACGCAGCCAGAGGUCCUCAGAACAACUAGACAACUCUCAGGUAACUACUCAGAACAACUAGACAACUCUCAGGUAACUACUCAGAACAACUAGACAACUCUCAGGUAACUACUCAGAACAACUAGACAACUCUCAGGUAACUACUCAGAACAACUAGACAACUCUCAGGUAACUACUCAGAACAACUAGACAACUCUCAGGUAACUACUCAGAACAACUAGACAACUCUCAGGUAACUACUCAGAACAACUAGACAACUCUCAGGUAAGUACUCAGAACAACUAGACAACUCUCAGGUAACUACUCAGAACAACUAGACAACUCUCAGGUAACUACUCAGAACAACUAGACAACUCUCAGGUAACUACUCAGAACAACUAGACAGCUAACAGGUAACUACUCAGAACAACUAGACAGCUAACAGGUAACUACUCAGAACAACUAGACAACAGGGAACUACUGAGCUGCUGGUAAUUAGACAUGACCAGUCAGGAGUAAUAUUGCGUGUUAGAGAGAGGAAAGGCUCUGUACAGAAUCACUGAUCUACAAAUAAUCUUGCAUCCCAAAUAACUGCUCAUUGUAUUAUCAAGAUCCGCGACUCCGAGCAGCGAGUCUUGCUCAGGCCUGUCCCCUCGAACUAGGGAUACACUUUCCUCCUGAUAGACUACAUUAAAGGGUUUCUAUGUCCCCUCUUUGACCUCCACCUCCCUGUCCCUCCUCUCUGCCUCUGUCCUAUAGAACGGUCUCCAGCUGGGCAGCCCCAGCACCCCUCCGGCCCAGCCCCCAGCCCCAACCCAUCAACUCACCUCCAUAAAGAACCUCCGCUCUGCUGGCCUCACCCCCAUCCCCAUAAUGACCCAGUUCCCCAGACCCUUUGGCCCAGGGCAGGCAGGGGACGGCAGGUACCCAUUACUGGGUCAACCCCUCCAGUACAACCCCGCCAUCAGGCCUCCGCUGAUCCACGGGACACACCACAUGAUCCCCAACCCCCACCACGUGAGUCCUCAGAGUACACACACACACUUGACAAAGGAGGUUGUUUUGUACAAUGAAAUGUACCAAAUCUGUAUUAAUGUUUUUUCACGAUUUACCCGCUGAGUGAAAAUUGAAGAUUAAAAGAUAAAAAAGUAGAAAAUAAAAGCUCAGUCCAGUCAACAUGUCUGCCUCCUUUUCCCUCAGGGCCCAAUGGGAAUCCGGCAUCAUGGGGGGCGAGGGAGGAGACCCCCGCCCAGGAAGUCAUCUGAUCUUAGUGUAGGUGACCCAGGUAAUAGAGAGGAGAGACCAUGACCCAGGUACUAGACAGACCAUGACCCAGGUACUAGACAGACCAUGACCCAGGUACUAGACAGACCAUGACCCAGGUACUAGACAGACCAUGACCCAGGUACUAGAGAGGAGAGACCAUGACCCAGGUACUAGAGAGGAGAGACCAUGACCCUGACCCAGGUACUAGACAGACCAUGACCCAGGUACUAGACAGACCAUGACCCAGGUACUAGAGAGGGGAGACCAUGACCCAGGUACUAGAGAGGAGAGACCAUGACCCAGGUACUAGAGAGGACAGACCAUGACCCAGGUACUAGAGAGGGGAGACCAUGACCCAGGUACUAGAGAGGACAGACCAUGACCCAGGCUCUAGAGAGGAGAGACCAUGACCCUGACCCAGGUACUAGAGAGGAGAGACCAUGACCCAGGUACUAGAGAGGAGAGACCACUCUAGAGUAGAAGUCCUUACUCAGUGAUCACAUCUAGGAUAGAAGUCCUAUAGCAUUAGAAUCUAUAGAACGGGCCUCCCCAUUCAAGUCAAUGAUUGCAUAAUGGGUGGACUGGCAGCCAUUGUGAGUGUACCCAUGACUUUACUAGUCAAAUUGCCAGGGUUAGAGGUUCCAACCCCUUUCUAUAGAUUAUAUUUCAAUGAGAAGUCCUAAUACAAAGAUGUCACUAGUUUAGAAGUACUAUCAAAUUGAUGUUGGGUUUGCCCUCAUAUUGUGCUAACUGAACAUGGCCUUUUUAUUCAAGUAUCUUUUUUUGACUCAGUGUAAUUUUUUAUAUACUGGGUUUUUUCUGCAUAACAAAGUAUUGGGCGGGCCGCUAAGUGUUGUUGUUUUUUAGGGCAGCUUAUGUCCAAACAGUAAAUAAUAAUGAAUAAAACAUUUGGGGAAAAUAAUUUUCAGAAUUGAAAAAGGUUUUCAGUGUUAACUUAAAGUGGAACUGACAGCGUUUUAACUACUUUGCUGAUAUGAAACAGACACUCAUAAUAUCGGUCAAAAAUAUCAAAUUCCCAGUUUAUGCUACAAAACCAACUUUAUAAGAGGUUUUAAAAAUAGGUUCUGUUUCACUCAACAUUCCAUGACAUAGAGUAAGGCAUUGUUGGCAGAAUACAUGGAUGCAGUUCAAUUCAUGAUUUAAUAUAGCGAAUUCACCAAUACCUUUCUUGGUAGUCCAAAACAUAUUGCUAUCAGGUUGUAAAUCACAGCUGGCCUGGUACAUUGUUUGCUGCCUCCACCCAUUCAAGAUGCACUGUUUCAGUUUCAAUGACUAUAUUUUUGAGAAGAAAAAAACACGAAUGAAUGUAACUAAGGCUGGGAAUGUCAAUACAAUCAAACUAGCAAGGGCAAUGAUCACAAGUGCAGUCAUAACGUGGCUAAUAGGCUAGCGUAUCUAUUUAUUUAGCUAUUUAUUUAGCAAGCUAAAGACAUGGAGCCUAAUGUUAGUUAGCUAGCUAGCUGCUGGGAGGAUGUCAUGUCAUUGGACGAGUGCGCGAGUGGCCGACUUCUUCCCAUCAUAUCGUUUUUCGGUGGCUACAGCCUAAGAUAAAGGUGUAAUUUGGUUAGCUAGCAAGAAAUGUAAAUCGCUUUGCUAGCUAGCUAUGCUGAACUUGAAUGACUGUUAUCCACAGUUAGCGUGCAUAUCUCUUAGUUGUCAACCAAAGGUAUUUGGCAUCGAUCAAAUGGGCAGGCAGGCAGUUCCCAAAAAUGUGGUUUGGGACAAGCAUGCAUUGGCAGGCAAGCUGCAGAAGGGCAAGCAGCCUACUAUUCCCCAUCGGGUAUCAGUGCAACUACAAGCUGAAAAAGUUUGAGAGGGUUUAAUCUACUCUUGCCUCCUUAGAUUUUAGCUCAUCUCGCUCUUGCUAACAUUAGUUGUUGAUCUUAGGGAGGGUGAGAGCCUACCUGUUCAUGGUUGUUUGAUCAAUAGGACUGUGACGUUCCCAAAUGUAAGAGGACACCCGUGGUAUUUGCAGAUAUCCAUUCAGGUGUAUUUUGUGGUAUGUAAAUGAUGGCACGGCUGCUUUCCCACUCUAUAUUGAUAUAGAAUUUUAACAAAUACCUUACUCUACAUCAUUCCCAAACAUUCUAUGAAAGUGUGAAAAUGACCAUAUGUAAGUGCUUGUCAGAGAACAAUAAUACACAUUUUAAAAGGCGCCAUUCUUCCUGGGGGUGUGUAUGAUCAGAUUUCAUGUUGCUAAAACGCUGUCAGUUCCCCUUUAAACGACUAAAACCAGAUAUUAAAUAUGUAGAACAUAUAAUGGACCUAUAUAUUUUUUAAUAAGAUUAUCUUUGAGAACUAACAAUCACCUAAAUAAAAGCUAGACAGGGAGAAUAAAAAGUUCUAAAGAAUUAUGCAUUCAGGAGUUUUGCCAUGGCAUGAGGCCCCCAUUUGAUUUUGUUAUGUUUGAGUCACUCAGAUAGCAUAAGCCUUGGCAAAAUGUGUAGAAUUGCAGGAAAUUAGCUUUAAAACAACAUUUUGUCACUGCGGCCAACAGGAAGGCCUAAAAAAUGUCCGUUUGGUGACCGCACCAUGGGCCCACGCCUCCACCACGCCCACCACCUAAGCCCCAUUUUGAUCCAGAAAAAACCCUGUAUAUGUGAUUUUAUUAUGUAACCUUGAGUUUGGUUCAGUUUAUUUUGCAGUAGAAAUAAUAGUGGUCUGUGAAUGGAUCCCUGUGGCUCAACACACAUGAGUCUUACAACAAUUUUUCAAAUGUAACAUUUAUGAACAAUUUAGUUGAAUGAUUUUUUUUGGGAUCUAUCAUAAACCACUUGCUGUGCACUGUAGGACCAGACAGGAGUGUUUUUUUUUUUUCCACCUAAGAAUCAUCAUUUAUAGACUAGGCAGAAUUCACACCUGGCUAAAUAAAUAAACAGGUGUACCUAGGUGUUAGGAAUAUAAUGAUUCUCUCACAUACUGGAUUGGAUUCCACACAGCAAGAUUUUAUUUUAGAAGGAAAAAAUUAUCGUUAUUGAAUUCACUCUAGUAGUGUGAUUUUGAUUUGGUCCACAAUUACUCCCCCAAAAACAACUAAGCUAAAUGUCAGCCCUGUUACCUCUAGAGAUAAUCUGAUUCUGUUGGUCUCCAUGCAGUAAAUGGUCAAAGAGAAUGUGUUGUCAAUAACUUUACCUGGUGAAUCAAUCAAUCAAUUCUCUCUCCGUGCAGUGAAUGGUGGAGUCCUGGAGGUGCUGGAGCUACCAGAGGGCAUCAGCCGUACAGAGGCAGACUCUCUCCUGGGGGAACUGUACAGAGGAGGGGCCAUGAUCAAGUGGUUGUCUGAGACCCAACACCAGAACCAGUCUGGUGGAACCCUGCUGAAGCACUGUGGGGCUGGGGGGGACGGUAGUAACGGUGACACAAACACUGACACUACUUCCUGUUCCAAACCCCCCAGUAGUAACCAUAACGACCUGGCGUCCACCUACACCAUCCUGGCUGUGUUUCCCUCCAGGUACGCAGCUCAGAAUGCCUUGCUCAGACACAGUGGCCCUGCUGGCUCUGGGCCCCUCCUAACCACCACCACCACGUUCAAACUCAGAACUAGCAAGAGACACUCUGAUGAGUUUCACAACCUGGAGAGGACCAGCUCUCAAUAGCAGGGCGGGGUGCUGUAGCCAGCCAAUCUGGAGAGGACCAGCUUUCAAUAGCAGGGUGGGGUGCUAUGUUACUAGGGGCCCUGUGAGGUUGUUCUAGGGGCCCCCACGGGGUGCUAUGAGGGGCUACCCAUCAUGGGCCCUCGCCAUGGCCCCUCCACCACCUCCUCCACUGCUGCCAUCGGCCGACCAACCAGACACCCUUCUUCUGCCAGCAUCACUCACUAGUCUCCAUUACCCACCGGACUGACAGACAGAUUGAUGGAGUAUCACUAUGUUGGCAUUAUCUAAGGUUUUUCACUUGAGUUGUAGAAGCUUUCUGGAAAUGUGUUAAUGCCUUUGCAAUGUUCUCCACUUCUUGAGAUGAAAAUGAAAACAUGUAAAAAUUAUCCGGCAACACACCAAUGUUGAAACACAAGAGAAAAACCCCCACAAGAAUGACGUUCCAAAAGUGUAAUAUUAUUUUAUUUGCAGACAACAUAGCAAAGAGCAGCAUGUUUUAGUUUAUUUUAAUUUUAUUUAGUUUUAUAUUUGUUAAAAGCUGCAGUCAGAACACCCAAAGCAGGGUUGUACUCAUUCAUUACAAGAGGAGAAUAUACCAAGUGUCUCUCUUUGGGCCGGAUUCAGAUUUGAGAUCUGCAACGCAUAACUCAGAUCUCAAGUUAAAAAUGACCCAGUGACAUAAAUGCUUGAUUUACACGAAAGCCUGAGUUGUGCGGACGUAUAAUAUCAAGUUAGGAUUCGGCCCGUAGAGUCAGUCUCCUGUUAGUCAGUUGGUGUGCUACGUCAACAGCAGAUUAGAGUCUUCUAGAACAAGGUUGUGUCCCGAAUGGCACCCUAUUCCCU